AUGGCAUACUCACACUCCAUUCCGUCCCCAAGGACAUCGAUGCUUCACGCGGAGUUCCAGCCAUCGGCAUCCAGCUUCCGGCAGAGCGUCCGCUCGUCAUCCGGCUCGCAGAGAUCCACCAACCCGUUUUUCCCAUUCAUCGAGACGCGGAAAGAAGUCCUAAACGAGGAAAAAAAGGAGGCUCGCAAGGCUCGCAGGGUCCAGGCAAACACUACUAUUCGUGACCUGCUCCGGGGCGAGCGUUUGGCCAAAGAGAAUCAUCGUGGGAUCCACUCAGGCUGCGCGUCGUUGAACGACUGUGCAACCGUGUUUGUGCCCCUUGCAGAUGCACAAAAGCCUGUCCAUUGGCAGCCUGCGAGGAACUCCACGUGGGAAGCACGUCAAGACCCUUUUGCGGAUGAAAAGAAAACACAAUGCGUUGCGCACUCGCACGUCGAGGUCACCACUCCAAUCAGAAAGCGGUGCUCUGCUGUGGAUGUGGCUCCUUUGAACCAGCCUCUUGCCAAGACGAAGCCUGCUUCACCACAAAGGACGAGCACGACAGGGCUUUAUGCAUUGAACGAUGCCCAGAGCGGCCUGCGCACUUCGCCCAACGUCAAAAGUGCAGCCAAAAGCUUGGUCUCAACGAGACGAGCCAGCAACGGCUUCCAAGGAAAUGGGGCUUCUCGAAAGUCUCACUCAGUCGCCAUUGUUAGACUCAUGGCACCCAUUGAGCCGGCACCUCUCUCAAAGUCAACACUCUACACUCCUUUCCCCGUGAGUGUAUGGGCAGUCUCAAGAUCACCAGCUGCCAAGGCAUCGAGUCUCAAAACAAAGUCAGUCACCAGCAUCGAGGAGUCUCCGCAGAUAGACAUUGAGACUACUUCGGCAGACACCGUCAAAGUCGUCAAGAGCCACGGCAAGGUCGCAUCUGGAAACGACAACUUUAAUUUGUCCCCGGAAGCAACUCCACGCAAAAGCCUGCCUCCUCAAGCCAGCCAUGAACCGACUACACCUGUUCGCCGGGAGCCACCUCGGGUCCACGAAUCAGUUAUGAAGCCGGUCAAAAAGAAACACGGAGCAGGAAAUGAAGCAGUACACGAAACGUCAACGUCUGUAGCAAGCCAUCCUACUAUCGGCCACAAAGCCGCAUCUGUUGCCGACCUCAGAAAAUUCUUUGACCGUCCGGGCCCGAGCAACAUGUCUACCCACUCGAUGCCGAAACUGUCACCUGCAAAGCAAUGUGAAGGUAACAGCUUCAGGCCGCCUAGAGUUUCCAAAACGAUGAUAUGUGCCGGGACCACAAAGUCACCAUCACUUUCCGAGCUUACGAAGACCAGUAACCACAGCCCAGGGCCCGAAAAGACAGACGCUGUUCGACCAAGGCUUAUGGGCGGCCCUUCAGCGCAGUCUCGCCCUGUGCAGGAAAAUCAAAUUGGGGCCCUUUCAAGGUCCAGACUACGGGCAUUUCUUCAUUCAAAUCGCAGCUCGGGAUCAUGGAGGCGGCUGUCGUCGCACCUGCGCCGCCGGGGCUCACACGAACAAAGCUCAUCCACUGGUGAUGCUACUUGCCCUAGUCAAGCAUUUGCAGGCUCUGCAUCGCAUGAAGCCACUCGUAGUCCUUCUGCCCGGAACUCAACUACUGAAAACAAAUACCCUGCUAGUGCCGGGUCAGGCAAUCGCAACGGCGGACAACUUCUUGCUAAGUUGGAGCCUUUGGCACCACUGACUACGACGCAAAAUGCGUUGAACGGAUCAAAGCGAUCCUGGGUCUGGGGCCAUGUUCAUAGAGCCAAGGAACAGUCGGGUGCUGCAUUCCAUGCCAGUGAGGCAGCCGCCAGCGUUGAAGAAAACAAACUGUUCCGGCGCGUCUCGAAAGAGAGCCGUUUUCGAAGCUGGAGUUGGGGGCGUCGAAGCGGCACCAAAGCAUCCCUCAAUGAUGCUAAGAGCAAUUCUGUAAAUGUGUCUUCGUCAACAAGAGACACGCAAGGCAGCAGUACGAGCACAUUUAACGGCCCCUUUGAGGAUCUGGAGCAUUCGGAAACCGAUGCCGCUGUUUUGUCGAACACAGAUAUGACCUCUGUCACGGCCUCCUCCCCAAUGGUCGAUGCCGAAGCAAGUUGCGAGCUGCAACACCCAAUUCCGGUCCACGUCGACGAUAUCCAGCGCCUAGUCAGCCUCUGCAAGAAGAGAGAAAAGAGCCCGAGCUUAUCGUACCUUUUCCAGCCUUGA
Molecule: messenger RNA, 2211 nt
Organism: Sporothrix schenckii 1099-18
Lineage: Eukaryota; Fungi; Ascomycota; Sordariomycetes; Ophiostomatales; Ophiostomataceae
Exons: 3
Coding region: 1-2211 (736 amino acids)
Source: RefSeq, a predicted model, not a curated record